CCAGUUAAGUGGAAUCAGAGGCGAGCGGUGGCGCACGGCGGUGGUCUCUCUCUCUCUCUCUCUCUGUCUGGUGGGCUCCCGCUCUCACAGCAUCGCUUCAGGACUAGCAAAGGCCUCUCGCCCAAGGCCUGCUCAACAGUUCUGGCAUCCAUCGGGGGGAAAACAAGGGAAAACAUGGAGAACGUCACAGCAGGGACGACGAAGGCGAUUAACCUGACAUGCGGCAUGUCCGGAAAUCAUGAUAUCAUCUUCACCCUGGUGCCCAUCGUCUACAGUUGUAAUUUUGUCAUCGGCAUUGUGGGCAACAGCAUGGUGGUGGCGGUCAUCUUCUGCUACAUGAAGCUCAAGACGGUGGCCAACAUAUUCGUGCUCAACCUGGCCGUGUCCGACCUCACUUUCCUCAUCACGCUGCCCAUGUGGGCCACGUUUACGGCCAUGGACUACCACUGGCCCUUUGGGGGAUUUCUGUGCAAGACCAGCGCAGGACUGGCCAUGUUGAACCUGUACACCAGCACCUUCUUCCUCACCGCGCUCAGCAUCGACCGCUACUUGGCUAUUGCGCACCCCGUGCGGUCGCGACGCUUCCGCACGGUGGCGUACGCCCGCAUCACCUGCGUGGUGGUGUGGCUCGUGGCUUUCGUGCUCAGCGUGCCCACGGCAUUGACGCGGGACGUGAUGAAUGUCGCUAACUCCAACAAUACUUUGUGCGGUGUCCUGCACCCGUCUAACCCAGCCGACCGUGAGAGGCUGAAGGGCGUCCGGCUGGCCAUCAGCCUCAUGAAGAGCCUGAUGGGCUUUCUGGUCCCCUUUGUCAUCAUCAUCACGUGUUACUGCCUGAUUGGGCGGGCGCUGGUGGGCGCGAGGAACAUCCAGAAGAGCGCCAGGUCCCGGGACGAUGAGGUUCUGCGUAUGCUCGCCGCCGCCGUCCUGGCCUUCUUCCUGUGCUGGAUGCCGCACCAGGUGUUCCACUUCCUGCAGGUUCUCACUCAACUCAUGCUGGUGGAGAACUGCACCAUGGUGGAAAUCAUUGACACCGCAAUGCCCUUCACCAUCUGCCUGGCUUACCUGAACAGUUGCGUCAACCCCAUCGUCUACGGCUUCGUUGGACGCAACUUCCGCAAGAACUGUAAGCGGCUGCUUCGCUGCUCGCCCGCCGGACCCCCGGGGACACACCCGAGCAUCAGCUCCAAGAUGAGUGCACUGUCUUUUCGGGCCUCCGAAGCCCUGAGCCUGACGGCCCUAAAGAGCAAGGCUUCGUCGGACGGGAAGUAAACGAGGGGGAAAAUACAGCGGCCGAAGAAGAAGACAUUCCGUGGUUGGAAAACCUCCAACGCUCCAAGCACUGAAGCAUGCAAAGACCGUCUUGAUGUCCUGUAGCAUGCUGGUCUGACAGUCUCAAGUUAUAUUUAGAAGAAAUAUAUGUACGCCCUUGCGGGGUGCACCCAUACAGACAAUGAACCCAAAUGUGAGCAUUUUCCCUCCCUUGCAAUUAAAGUUAGCAAAGGCCCGAUUACUGGCUGUCUCUAAAAUAUUCUGUGGUGGUAGGUGGUAUAAGAGUUGGUUUUUUUUUUCGCCCCACUCUGCACAGAAAACAAAUGCAGCCAACAAUUUACAACCUGAAACGCGAGUAGCCUUGCGCACCGUAGGCGCAUGGUAUUGAGCGGGUUACAAAAUAUACUCCCAAGACAAGCUGCCCGAAUUUGAGCUUUUUCCCUCCGCUUAAUCGAGUCAGCGAGGUCUCAAUUAUCGCCGUGUGUUUGGGGUAUUUUUUCCCCCUCCCUGAGCUGCUUCAAAAACGAUCCGGGAUGACAAUUGUCAAUAGUGUUCGAACCUUCCAAUGACAGAGGUUUGUCAUGUGUGGUCAACACAGAGUUGGGCUGAACCACGGAUCUCGUGCUUGUGACGUGCAACAGAAGCAUAGUUCGUUAAGAAUACACACGUACCGACAAUCGGGUUAAAUCUGGGCAGAUUUCCUUCCUUGAAAUCAAAGACGGCAAAAAGCCAGACGUGAAGAUUAUCCUGAGCAAUUAUCCUGCGGUGUGGGGUGUCCUAAGAGUGAUUCGAUCUACUGAGAUAAAGGAGACAAUGGUAUAUGUUGAUUUUAUUUUUAUGAUGGAAAAUCGUUGCUUGUGGCCAAAGAUGACUUGGGACCAUCCACGGACUCUGCGAGCGUGGUACGAAAGUGGAGUGACAGCCAUUUAAGCAGGGUACAUAGUGACAAUCGGGCCAGUCAGGAACCGACCGAAGCUCGCCUUGUUGCCCGUCACUAAGACAGGACACACAAAUUGAUCAUCAAAGUUAAGAGUCCCAAAAUUAGCCCAAAGCGCCUGACCCCUAAAAUAAAAUGGUUAACUUCCUGUCCAAUUUCAGGCAUGCCUCCUCAAGUGUUUUUUUUUUUUUUGUGUAUGCUGUCAUGAUAGAUGCGUCCCUGUUGGUAUGCUUGUAUACCGCUUUAGCAAAGCGUUGGAUGUAGCAUUAGAGCUUCGGUCAUAACGACGCUUACCGGUGAGAACAUGUUUUGUGUUCUCAGCAGCUCCUUCGCCAGUCGGCGGCAUGGAAAAAAGUCACGUGAAAAACAUGGCGUAAAUGUACUGUACGGCAUUUUAAAAAAAUAUAUAUCGAGGAAGCUAUCUGGAUGUUGUGCUGUCCAAUGUGCUCCCCGUGCUAACGUCAAACAACAUCAUUCAUUCUUGGUGGUAACAAGAUGUACAAAAAAAAUGUUGAAGUGGGCGGUUGUCUUUGUGGUAUUUAAAUAUGUUGAUAUAUUGUUUUCUACUGUUUGUGUGUACAGUUGUGAAUAUGUGACAGCAUGAAUAAAAAUCGAUAAGGAACAUUAAAGUGGA
This is a messenger RNA of Hippocampus comes (tiger tail seahorse), 2843 nucleotides long. RefSeq names its product type-1 angiotensin II receptor. The coding region runs from base 175 to 1272 and encodes 365 amino acids. The transcript is spliced from 2 exons. Lineage: Eukaryota; Metazoa; Chordata; Actinopteri; Syngnathiformes; Syngnathidae. Gene Ontology annotation, cellular component: membrane; external side of plasma membrane. The record is from RefSeq and is a predicted model, not a curated record. Gene Ontology annotation, molecular function: angiotensin type II receptor activity; C-C chemokine receptor activity; C-C chemokine binding. Gene Ontology annotation, biological process: neutrophil chemotaxis; G protein-coupled receptor signaling pathway; positive regulation of cytosolic calcium ion concentration.